Molecule: messenger RNA, 2412 nt
Organism: Onthophagus taurus
Lineage: Eukaryota; Metazoa; Arthropoda; Insecta; Coleoptera; Scarabaeidae
Gene: Ddx1
Product: ATP-dependent RNA helicase Ddx1
Molecular function (GO): ATP binding; protein binding; RNA helicase activity
Source: RefSeq, a predicted model, not a curated record
AGAUGUCAAAUCAUUAACGAAAAGCCGGUUCAGAAACCUCAUAAUUUAUUUAAUUUUAAACUUAUCCGAAGUAAAUAGCUCCUCUAUUUAAGUCAAGUAUUUAAAUAGUCGAGGUUAUUAUUACGAUGACGGCGUUUGAAGAAUUUGGUGUUCUACCUGAGAUUGCAAAGGCGAUAGAAGAAUUAGAUUGGACAUUACCAACUGAUAUUCAAGCUGAAGGCAUCCCAUUAGUUUUGGGUGGAGGAGAUGUUCUUAUGGCUGCAGAAACAGGCAGUGGAAAAACUGCGGCAUUUUGUCUACCAAUUAUUCAAAUUGUUUGGGAAACUUUAAAAGAUAUAGAAUCUGGGAAAAGUGUAAAAGCUUCUCAUACAUGUAUUAUAUAUUUAUUGUUUUUUUUUUUACAAUUUAAGUUUAAAUAUUUUUUAGCACCACCAUGGACGAUGUCGAUGGUGGAUAGAGGCAGUGCUAUAGCUGUAACACCUUGUGGAUUAAGGGUACAGUCUCGAGAACAACGUGAAUGGCAUGGAACUAGAUGUACCAGAGGGGUUUUAUCAGGAAAAUGGGGGUUUGAAGCUCUUGUUACUGAUGAGGGAUUAUGUAGAGUUGGUUGGUCUACUUUAGCAGCCAAUUUAGAUUUAGGAACAGAUAGAUUUGGUUAUGGUUUUGGAGGAACCGGUAAAAAAUCGAAUAAUCGUCAAUUUGAUGAUUAUGGAGAAGCUUUUGGAAAAAGCGACGUUAUAAGUUGCUUAAUCGAUUUAGAUAAUGGUUAUAUUAAGUUUUUAAAAAAUGGCGUAGAUUUAGGAAACGCUUUCCAAAUUCCAAAAAAUAAUAAUUCACCAUUUUUUCCAGCUGUAGUUUUAAAGAAUGCAGAAAUGCAAUUUAAUUUUGGUGAAAAACCAUUUAAAUACACUUUACCAGCCCCUUACAAACCAAUUAAUUCUUGUCCUGUGGAUGUAGUAGUAUCAAACACAAAUGGAUCUGUUAAUACAGAAACAUUAAAAACUAUUAACAACGCCCCCCAAGCAAUAAUAAUAGAACCAUCUCGCGAAUUAGCUGAACAAACUUGCGAGCAGAUAAAAAAAUUUAAAAAGUAUUUAGAAGCACCAAAAAUUCGAGAAUUACUUGUAAUUGGCGGUGUUAACGUUAAAGAUCAAAUAUCUGCUUUACAAUCAGGUGUUGAUAUAAUCGUUGCGACACCCGGUCGAUUAGAAGAUUUAAUUCAAGGUGGUUAUGUUAUGUUAACACACUGUCGUUUCUUUGUACUCGAUGAAGCUGAUGGUUUAUUAAAGCAAGGUUAUACUGAAUUAAUUGAACGUUUACAUCGACAAAUGCCGAAAAUAACUGCGGAUGCACGUCGAUUACAAAUGAUUGUAUGCAGCGCUACGUUACAUGCUUUUGAAGUUAAAAAAAUGGCCGAUAAAUUAAUGCAUUUUCCAACGUGGGUCGAUUUAAAAGGCGAAGACGCCGUACCGGAAACGGUUCAUCACGUUGUUGUUAUGGUUGAUCCACAAAAAGAUAAAUCAUGGACAAAUUUAAAAAGGCAUUUAAUAACAGAUGGGGUUCACGCCGAAGAUAAUGUUAGACCUGGGAACAAUACGGCUGAAACUUUGAGUGAAGCUGUUAAAAUGUUAAAAGGGGAAUAUUGUAUUAAAGCUAUUAAUGAACAUAAAAUGGAUAAAGCCAUUAUUUUUUGUCGAACUAAAUUGGAUUGCGAUAAUUUGGAGAAAUAUAUGAAGCAAAUUGAUAGGAAUUUUUACACCUGCGUUUGUUUGCAUGGCGAUCGAAAACCGCACGAAAGAAAAAGCAAUUUGGAAGCUUUUAAACAAGGGAAAGUUAAAUUUUUAAUUUGUACGGAUGUGGCAGCUCGUGGUUUGGAUAUUUCUGGAUUACCAUUUAUGAUUAAUGUUACUCUUCCUGAUGAAAAAUCAAAUUAUGUACAUAGAAUUGGACGUGUUGGUCGUGCUGAAAGAAUGGGAUUAGCUAUUAGUUUAGUUAGUUCAAUUCCUGAGAAGGUUUGGUAUCAUGGUGAAUGGUGCAAAAGUCGCGGUCGAAACUGUUGGAACACCAACCUAACAGACGUUAAGGGUUGUUGUAUUUGGUAUAACGAACCACAAUAUUUAGCGGAUAUUGAAGAUCAUUUAAAUAUAACAAUUCAACAAGUUGAGCCUGAUUUUAAAAUUCCUUGUGAUGAAUUUGAUGGAAAAGUUGUUUAUGGUCAAAAAAGACAACAGCAAGGUACAGGUUAUGUUACUCAUACAGCCCAAAUGGUACCAAUUGUUCAAGAAUUAAGUAAGCUUGAAAGUCAGGCGCAAAUUUUGUAUUUGGAAAGACAUUUAAGUGCUGGAAGAAAAUGAAUUUUGAAAUACUUUGAUUUGAAUAUUUAAAGGAAAAAUAAAAUAUAACUUAAACAAA